Molecule: messenger RNA, 231 nt
Organism: Mucor velutinosus
Lineage: Eukaryota; Fungi; Mucoromycota; Mucoromycetes; Mucorales; Mucoraceae
Exons: 1
Coding region: 1-231 (76 amino acids)
Source: RefSeq, a predicted model, not a curated record
AUGUUUCUUGGUGCUUUACUAUUAGCCUCUAAAUUCCUCAAAAACACAGCAUGGACAACCCACACACUAAGCAAUCGUCGCAUCUAUGAAAUUUGCGGUGGUCUAUUUUCCAUGGAAGAUGUCUAUCAGUUGGAAAGAGCUUUUCUCAAGUUGAUCCAGUACGAUUGUUGGGUCGAUGAUGGUACAUUGAACCAGUUUGUUGAACUGCAUCGUUCUGAUUUCUCAUUGUAA